Molecule: messenger RNA, 1134 nt
Organism: Macrobrachium nipponense
Lineage: Eukaryota; Metazoa; Arthropoda; Malacostraca; Decapoda; Palaemonidae
Product: basic proline-rich protein-like
Exons: 2
Coding region: 1-1134 (377 amino acids)
Source: RefSeq, a predicted model, not a curated record
AUGCCUACAGUGCACUGCAUGAGGUCUACUGACGACACUACCUCCACUACGGGAGAGGUCAACAUAAGGCGGUGGCCAAGCUCUUAUGUCUAUGAUCAGUGGCGGGCCCAGCCCGUCCGUCCCAGGUCCCAUGGCAGACAUCACCCGCCCGUCCGAUCCCCAGGACCCGUGUGGGGCCCGACCCGCCCGUCCCGGGACACAUGGCAGCAAUCAUCCGCCCAUCCCAAGACCCGUGGCAGGCCUGGCCCGUCCGUUCCAGACUUGUGGCGGACAUCACCAGGCCAUCCCGGGACCUGUGUGGGGCCCGGCCCGCCCAUCCCGGGACACAUGGCAGACAUCGCCGCCCGUCCCGGGACACGUGGCGGACAUUGCCCGCCCAUCCCAGGACCCGUGGCGGUUCAUCCCGGGACACGUAGCGGACAUUGCCCUUCCAUCCCAGGACCCGUGGCGGGCCGGGCCGGCCUGUCUCAGGACACGUGGCAGACAUCGCCCACCCGUAUAAAGGACUGGUGGCAGGCCCGGCCCGCCCGGCCCAGGACACAUGGUGGACAUUUGCCCGCCCUUCCUGUGACCCAUGGCGGAACUGGCCUGCCCAUCCUGGGACCCGUGGUUGGAUAUCGCCCGCCCGUCCCGGGCCCCGUGUGGUGGCGUGGUGGAUAUCGCCCGCCCAUCCCAGGACCCGUGGUGGAUAUCACCCACCUGUCCCGGGACCCGUGGUGGAUAUCGCCCGCCCGUCCUGGGCCCCGUGGUGGAUAUCGCCUGCCCGUCCUGGGACCCAUGUUGGGCCAAGCCCGUCCGUCCCGGGAUCUGGUGGUGGACAUCGCCCGCCUGUCUUGGGACCCGUGGUGGGCCGGGCCCGCCCAUCCCAGAUCCCAUGGCGGAGUUCACCUGCCCCUCCCAGGACCCUUGUGGGGCCCGGCCCCCGCCCAUCCUGGGACACGUGGCGGACAUUGGUCCCCCCCCCGCAUGUCCCGGUACCUGUGGCGGUCCCGGUCUGCCCGUACCAGGACACAAGGUGGACAUCGCCCAGCCGUCCCGGGACCUGUGGUGGACAUUGCCUGCCCAUCCCGGGACCUGUGGCGGGCCCGGCCCGCCUGUCUUGGGACACAUGGCAGACAUCGCCCGCCCGUCUAA